UUGACGGUUGUGUUCGUGCGGUGUCUUGCAGUCGCGUAAAUUAUGUAAUGUGCGCUGUGUUUUAUGAAGUAAAUGUGAGAGUUACGUGAAAUAUAUCUACUUUACGAUCUGAAAGUGUUUUAAUUUGUGUGAAAGUUUAUCUGUGUUUUGCAAAGUUAUGUUUCUUCAACCUAACAUAUGAUUAAAGAAAUAAACACGUUCUAUUUCUCUUUAUAAUAAGAUAUGUUCAUAUCAGUUACAUGUGCAAUAUUUUGAACUUAUUUCUUAACUGUUAAUUUAUCCGGUUUAUUAUCUGUAUUAAACAUAUAUCUUGCAUUAUUUCAAAUGCCAGUGACCAUGUUCUAUAGUCCGAAAUAGUAUAAAUGAGUUCUGAGGAGAUCAUCAGUAAUUCUACGAAUAAAUCUGCACUUUCAGGGGAAGUUAGGAAAAAUGGUAAUUGUGCGAAUGUUUGUGAAGGCACUUCUCCUAUAUCAGUUUCAAAUGAUAAAAAGGAGAGUGCGAGUGAUUGUGAUCGAAAAUAUUCCAGUUCUGCUCCCGUAGGAAUAAAACCUGUGCGAAAGGAUUUGCCAAAUCUCCCACCAAUUUCUCACCAAUUAACAAAGAGCUUAAAUGUGAAAGAUGACAAAAAUAGUUUAUCAGAAGAGGACAGCAGUGAAAAUUUAGAAAGUUUGGACUGGUCCUGUUCUGGAAGUAGAGAUGAUGGAAUGCUGCAAAACCAAUCCCAACGACCGAAAUCAGUAUCAUUUCAUACUGGCUCUAGUCUUCCGGUCGAGAGAAAGAUAUCUAACGCUCUGGAUUGUCUGAGGUACAUGAUAAAUGGGAGCAGUUUGAUUAAAGUGAGGCCAAGUGCUCGUCAGUAUCGGCGUUUUUUCUCUCUUGAAGAAGAUCUUUCUGCUCUUCGAUGGAUACCAUCAUCUAAAAAGUCUUCAAAAGCCAAAAUAUUAAUUAGGUGCAUGAAAGAAGUCAGAAUGGGGCGAACGACAGAUGUACUUAGGAGCAAAGAAAUUGCUUGGACCUACUCUGAAGACUGUGCUUUCUCUAUUAUAUAUAAUGAUAACUUUGAAUCUCUAGAUCUGAUUGCUUCCUCACCUGAUGAAGCCAAUAUUUGGGUCACUGGACUGAAUGUUCUUAUUGGAGCAUCCAAAUCAGCUCCUGAUACUUUUGACGAGAGACAGAAAAUGCGAGAAAAAUGGUUAAAAGAAGUUUUUGAACAAGCUGAUACAAGUCAGAGAGGGCUUUUAAGUGAAGGUGAGACUAUAUCAUUGAUGAAGAAGCUGAACAAUCAAUUGAGCACUGUUCGCCUGCGACAAAAAAUUAUGGAAUUUGAGCAUGGCAAACAGGGAGAGGAAAGAGGCAGGAUAGACAGUAGUGAUUUUGUUAGCAUAUUUAAAGAAACAUCUACAAGACCAGAAAUUUAUUUUCUGUUAGUAAGGUUCUCUGGCAAAGAUUACAUGACAUUAGAAGACCUACAUUUAUUUCUUGAAGGAGAACAAGGGAUGGUGAACGUUACAACUGAGGAAUGUUUGAAGAUUAUUGAACAGUAUGAACCAUCAGAAGAAGCAAAACAAAAUAAGCAAAUACUAAUAGAUGGUUUCACUUUGUUCCUCUUGUCUGAUAGCUGUGAUAUUUUUGAUCCCUUCCACAAGACAGUAUGUCAAGAAAUGAAUCAUCCCUUUCCUCAUUAUUUUAUUGCCACAUCACACAAUACGUACCUUUUGGAAGAUCAAUUGAAAGGUCCUUCAAGUAUUGAAGGUUACAGUACUGCUCUUAAAAUGGGAUGUCGUUGUGUGAAAGUUGAUUGUUGGGACAGUAUAGAUGGACCAGUUGUGUAUCAUGGAAAUACGCUCACAUCAAAAAUUCCAUUACAUGAUGUUUUUGAAACAAUUCAAGAAUUUGCAUUUGUUACUUCACCAUAUCCUCUUAUAAUACACUUAGAAAAUCAUUGCAGUCUUGAAAACCAAAAACAGGUUUCAAUUUUGACAGAAAAAGUAUUUGGAGACCAUCUGUAUGUACCUGGUAGAGAUGGUCAUUUGAAAGUCUCUCAAAUGACUCCUGAGCAUCUCAAAGGAAAAAUCAUUAUUAAAGGUAAAAAAUUGCCUCCACAGUGUACAGAAGAAUUUGGUGAUGUGUCUGAUGAGGAUGAAGAUCAAGACUGUAGUAAUAGUAAGAAUGUUUUAAGGAAAAUUAAACUUUCUCGUUCAUUAUCAGAUCUUGUUACUUUGACAAGGAUAAGAUUUUGGGAUAUUGAAUUAACUGAGGAAAUUCAAAGGCUGUCAGAUGUUUCCUCUUUCUCUGAAGUGAUGGCUUCUAAAUUAUCUCAGUUUUCAGCUGAAGAUAUGGUUAACCAUAACAAAUGCUUUUUAACUCAUGUUUUUCCGAAUAGUAGCCGCAUUGAUAGCAGUAAUUAUAAUCCUCUAGAAUACUGGAGCUGUGGAUGCCAAUUAGUUGCUAUGAAUUACCAGACUGCAGGUCAUAUGAUGGAUCUUUACCAAGGUUGGUUUCAGCAAAAUGGUAACUGUGGUUAUACUCUCAAACCCUCCUUUCUACGAGAUCAGCUUUGCCUUUAUUCUGGUGGUUGUGCAAAAGAUCCUCUUCCUGGUGUGGAGCCCACAAUCCUAUAUCUUAAGAUUAUCAGUGCUCAACAAUUGCCUCAGCCAAAAGGUGCAUCUGCUAAGGCAAGCUCUAUUGAUCCUUAUGUUGUUGUACAAGUUUAUGGGAUGGCCAUCGAUUGUGCAGAAGCUCGUACAAGGACAGUGUCAAAUGAAGGUCAUUCCCCCAUAUUUGAUGAAAGCUUUGAAUUUACUGUAACAGUUCCUGAAUUGGCCUUGUUAAGAAUAGCAGUUCUAGAUGAUGAAUUCAUUGGGGAUGAUUUUAUAGGACAAUAUACUGUUCCUCUUACGUGCUUACGAACAGGUUAUCGGCACUUGAGACUUUUAUCAAAUAAUGGAGAUCCUCUGUAUAAUACCACUCUAUUUAUAUACAUCACCAUGACCACAAGAUCUGAAAAACAGAGAUCUAAAAGGAGGAAAGCUUGGUUGAAUAUGAAAUGUGUGGGUAUAAAACAAGCAGAUGACGUAUUUAAGAAUGCAGAAAGUCACUUAGCUGAAGCAUAUAAAAUGCGAGUAGAUGAAGAACAAGCAAUGCUUGAUUUGUGUAAAGAGUGUGGUGUACCUGAUAGUGCGAACAUUGUUCAAUGUUUGCGUGUUCUUUCACUAAGAAUGGCUAGUUGUCCUGCAGUUACAAGUUGGGAAAUAACAAGUAUUAAUAAUCAACCAUCUGUAAAGGUUUGUGGUGAACUUACACCAUGCCUGUGUAAAGCAGUUUCAUUAUUAGAAAAGGUAUUGAUUGAAUAUUGUUAUAUUAAAAAAACUGCUCAUGAAACACUUAAAGUCCUGUCAGGUCUGUAUAAAACUGGUGAAGCAGCUUGGUGUGAAAUGAUGCAAAAUACAUCUAAUCUUGGAUCAAAAGGAAGAAAAGUAGAAAAGGUUGUUGAGAAUUUUCUGUGGAAUAUGACUAUGCUUGCUACUCAGACUGACUUGCUGAAAGUUGUUUAUGAACAGAGUUGUAUAGCUCUAGAUCAGUUGAAUAACUUAAUGGGAGUAUUCAGCAAGUUAUUUCAAAAAGAACGUGAAAGUGUAAUAGCUGCAAAUGAGUCUAAUCCUGCUGUAACACCAGUGCUUACAAAUCAGAUCAACUUGAUGCCUUUCUCUGAACAACUUCCCCUUACACCAACUUCUCCUGGUGAUGGCAGGCUGCGAGGCAUCUUGAAAAAAUCCACUGCGUCUGCUGUACCACCACCCUCUGCAACUCAGCCAGAGUGCAACAGUGGGUCUUCUGUGUUCUUCCCAGGUCAUUCUAAUGAAAACAGUAAUAGGUAGCAUACAAUGUAAUUAGUUACAACCUUUAUUGUUCUCUUCCUUUGCAUUAAAGUAAUGACAGUUGCACAAUGGAAGGUAACUUUUGUAUUGUUUGUAUAAUGGAACUGAAAAAUAAGAAUGUUUGUUAUGCAAAGUAA
This is a messenger RNA of Stegodyphus dumicola, 4015 nucleotides long. Its product is annotated as inactive phospholipase C-like protein 1. Gene Ontology annotation, molecular function: calcium ion binding; phosphatidylinositol-4,5-bisphosphate phospholipase C activity. Gene Ontology annotation, biological process: regulation of synaptic transmission, GABAergic; release of sequestered calcium ion into cytosol; gamma-aminobutyric acid signaling pathway. NCBI's taxonomy places the organism in Eukaryota, Metazoa, Arthropoda, Arachnida, Araneae, Eresidae. The record is from RefSeq and is a predicted model, not a curated record.